UACAGCCCCAAGAAACCUUAACCAUUUAUACCCAGCUCUGUCUUUGAGCCAAGACCAGCUAGCAAGACUCUGUUUGAUUUGUUGACAAGUAAGAAAUGGGUUCUGUUUCUUCAUCAACUGUUAUAGCAGAAAAGAUCUCUUGGUACUGUGCUUUGUUGAUGGCACUAAUGCUCGUUUUGAGCUGCUGUGAAGUGAGCGAAACCGAAUUGUCCACGGUUGGGCACCCGAGGAUUUUUCAGAACAAGCCAUGCGAUGAGAUUUACGUGGUUCGAGAAGGUGAGACUUUAAACACUAUUAGUGAGAAAUGUGGGGAUCCUUAUAUUGUUGAGGAAAAUCCACACAUUCAUGACCCAGAUGAUGUUUUCCCUGGCCUGGUCAUCAAGAUUACUCCUUUCAUCGAUAGGUAUACUCCAGAUGAUGUAUCAUCUCCGAUGAGAUGGUUUGUAUAAUUGCUUUUAAAUGUUUACCUUUAUGUAAUCCUUGAAGACACAAAAACAUGGAGGGAGCUGUGUAUAUUUCUUCUCCCCUUGUGCUUAGACACUUGGUGGUGCUCCAGCUUGUCCUCAUGAAAUCAAUGGAAGAAAAUUUUUUACA
Messenger RNA from Populus nigra (black poplar), 594 nucleotides. RefSeq lists its product as uncharacterized. The transcript has a single exon. Bases 96 to 449 code for a protein of 117 amino acids. NCBI's taxonomy places the organism in Eukaryota, Viridiplantae, Streptophyta, Magnoliopsida, Malpighiales, Salicaceae. The record is from RefSeq and is a predicted model, not a curated record.